Molecule: messenger RNA, 1157 nt
Organism: Melampsora larici-populina 98AG31
Lineage: Eukaryota; Fungi; Basidiomycota; Pucciniomycetes; Pucciniales; Melampsoraceae
Exons: 4
Coding region: 10-876 (288 amino acids)
Biological process (GO): endoplasmic reticulum to Golgi vesicle-mediated transport
Cellular component (GO): membrane; trans-Golgi network
Source: RefSeq, a predicted model, not a curated record
GAAGCAGCCAUGUCUAAUCAAGGUUAUGAUAUCCCAUCACCAUCUCAUGCUGCACUAACAGUAGAACCAGAUUCAGAUGAUGAAGAUUUAGUAGCGAUUCCUCAAUCAGAAAUCAAUCAACAACCAAGUCAAAAAUCAUUAAAUGUAGAUAAAGGAAAAACAAGAGCUAAUCCAAUAAGUCCUGUUAUCCUCACACCUAGUACUUCUACCAACAUACCACCUACUUUAUCAGGUCAAAUUGGUGAUAGUAAUCGAUCUACUGGAAAUUCCGCUGGUUCUUCAAGACCUCAGCGUCAUGCUAUUGGUGGGAUUAUGACGGAAUCGAGAUAUGGAUCUGGGCUUAAUACGCUUGAUGAACCCAUCAGUGAAACCAUUAUGAGAGACUUAUCAGCCAUCGGAUCUAAAAUCGUCUUGAUUCUUUAUCCAUCAGGAUCUUCAAGUUCAAAGGCAGUUUUGAGGGAUUGGGAUCUUUGGGGUCCGCUUGUGGCUUGUCUUGGUUUAGCUGUUGCACUUUCUAUUCACGCCCCACCCCAACAAUCUUUAUCAGUCUUCACCGGUGUAUUUGUGAUUGUUUGGGUUGGAAGUUUGGUGGUAACCUUGAAUGCCAGACUAUUAGGUGGUAGAGUUUCAUUCUUACAAUCACUCUGUGUAUUGGGUUAUUGUCUCUUUCCUCUCUUCAUUGCUGCUUUAGUGGCUUUGUUUAUUCGUUGGUUACCUAUUCGAGUCUUACUUAGUGUAUUGGGUUGGGCUUGGAGUGUUUGGGCCGCGAUGAAUUUCUUUGGUGGGACUAGAUUAGAAGAAGGUAGAGCUCUUUUAGCAGUUUAUCCGUUGGGUUUAUUUUAUGCUGCUUUAGCUUGGAUCACUAUGCUUUCUUGAUUUAAUUGAAUUGAGCGAAAAAAAAACUCAGGAAUUCGUUUUAACUUACAUUCUUACUACAUCUUCAACUUUCAAAAGAAACGAGCUUUCUUAAUCAAUCUUAGUCUCCAGUAUCAGGUAUUAGAAGUGGUCAAUGAGGACUAGGUUGGGGGUUUGAAGAGUUAUCAAAAUUGUGGUGGUAUACAAACUCACUUGACAUUAUCUUCUUUCAAGUUUUUGACGUCUUUUCCAGUUUAGAUUCCCAGUGUAUUGUUUUCUUUUUUUCUUUUUGAUUUAAAUUU